AUGCAAGGCCCAAGCCGAUUGGCCCUGUUCUACUUUGCCAAUGGAUUUCCCCCGGACGACAUUCAGGAUCUGUUCCGGCGACUUCGUAGCCAGAGUAAGACCGAAAGCGGUUGGACCUUACGGGCUUUUGUUGUACAAGCAACCAACGCGUUACGAGAAGAGAUACGCGAGCUUCCGGACCACUUGCGGAAUCCAUUGACUCCGUUGGAUAACGCACUAGAUCUGGCCGCUUUGCCGGGUUGGAGACGAGGGCCGUUGGCUGGCGCUCUGGAAGGGGUGUUGCUAUGUCUGAUCGAGAUUGGAUCUCUCAUUGCUUACUACGAGAGGACACCAGACCAAUUCAAGUUUUCUGGACGCACAGCAUGUUUUACUGGUAUUGGCACCGGCUUGUUGGCUGCUGCUGCCGCUGCUGCCUCACCAACGCUAGCAGACCUUCCCAGUCUGGGAGCUGCGGCCGUGCGAAUAGCCCUGCGAAUGGGAGUAUUGGUGGCUGAGACCUCCCAGAGCGUCGAAGCGCGAGAACCAGAUGCUCCGGCUGAUAAUUGGGCCGCGGUUGUGAUGGGUCUGGAUGAGGAUACUGUACGAGAGGAACUUGGCCUCUUCAAUGCAUCCACGCAUAACCCGGUCCCCAGCCGGCUUUUCAUCAGUGCUGGCGGCACUGAUAACAUCACUAUCAGUGGACCUCCGUCUAAGCUCCGUCAAGUGUUCAGAGUCUCGGAAAAGCUCCGCUCUGCACGCUAUGCGCAGUUGCCCGUCUAUGGGGGGCUCUGUCAUGCUCCCCAUCUCUACAACUCCUGUCAUUGGACCUGGAUCAUGGAACCAAUCAAUGGUGCAGCGUUCAACCAGAUUAUGGUAGAUGCUGCACCUCUCUUUUCGGCAGGGGACGACGUGCCGUUCGAAGCGUCUACUCCUCGCAAGUUGUUCGAGUUGGUCGUCUGCGACCUUCUCAUGGGCAUGAUCCGUUGGAACCGAGCAGUAGAUGGGGUUCUGGAAUUACUGGGACAUACAUUACCAAGUGAAUGCCACGUUUAUGCGUUUCGUCCAUGUGCUGUGGUCGCAGGCAUGGUAACGUCGGGGCAGGACAAAGUACCCCAUUGCCAGUUUCAAACGCAUGAUCUGCUCGACUGGACUUGUCAAAGCGGCCCUGAAAACGGGCCGACAGGUAGAGAGGAUUCCAGCAUCGCAAUCGUGGGAAUGGCCUGCCGGUUCCCCGGUGGCGCAAACGAUCUGAACCUUUUCUGGGAUCUUUUGGAACAAGGGAUAGAUGUGCAUCAGAGAGUACCCGCGGACCGAUAUGAUGUAGAGAGUCAUACCGACAUGAGUGGAAAGUCUCGGAAUACCAGUCUCACUCCAUUUGGCUGCUUCAUCGGUCAGCCGGGACUGUUUGACGCUGGAUUCUUUGACAUGUCCCCAAGGGAAGCAAUGCAGACAGAUCCCAUGCACCGCCUGGCGCUGAUGACCGCGUACGAGGCUCUGGAGCAAGCUGGCUUUGUCCCAAACCGCACGGAAUCGACGCACCUGAAACGCAUCGGGACAUUUUAUGGCCAAUCAUGCGAUGACUACCGGGAGGCCAAUGCCGGCCAGGAGGUCGACACCUACUAUAUUCCUGGUGGCUGCCGUGCCUUUGCUCCUGGCCGGAUCAAUUACUUCUUCAAAUUUAGCGGGCCCAGCUUCGACUGUGAUACUGCCUGCUCUUCCAGUUUAGCCACUAUCCAGAUGGCAUGUACGUCCUUGCUGCAUGGAGAUACCAAUAUGGCCGUGGCGGGAGGCCUGAACAUCCUGACCAACAGCGACGGCUUUGCAGGUCUCAGCCGGGGCCAUUUUCUGUCCAAAACAGGUGGCUGCAAGACGUUUGACUGCAACGCCGAUGGAUACUGCCGCGCAGACGGAAUAGGCUCCAUAGUCCUGAAACGAUUGGAUGAUGCUCAACGGGAUAACGAUAAUAUCUUCGGAGUAAUCCUCGCAUCUGCAACGAAUCAUUCCGCGAGGGCUAUUUCUAUAACCCAUCCGCAUGCCCCGUCCCAGGCCGAGCUCUACCGGGAUAUCCUGAACCGGGCUGGAGUGAGCCCCCUGGAUGUUGACUUUAUCGAGAUGCAUGGCACUGGCACGCAGGCGGGCGAUUCAACAGAGAUGGAGUCCGUUACCUCCGUCUUUAGUCCUGGGGUCCCCAAACGCAGCCAGCCAUUGUACAUUGGAUCUGUCAAGGCCAAUGUAGGCCACGGAGAGGCGGCAGCCGGGGUCAUGGCUUUGAUUAAGGUUCUCUUGGUUCUACAGAGACAGGCCAUCCCCAGACAUGUGGGCAUCAAGACAGCCCUGAAUCCCCGAUUCCCCGACCUUGAUCGCCUCAAUGUCCGAAUUCCCUACGAACAGGUGCCAUGGCCGCGUAGUCCCACCCGGAAGCGGUAUGCACUCGUUAAUAACUUCAGUGCUGCGGGUGGCAAUACUUCCCUUCUCAUUGAGGAGCCUCCGGUAAGACCUGAACCCAAAGCAGACCCUCGAACGGCAUUUACCGUCGCGGUAUCAGCGAAGAGCAAGGCAUCCUUGAAGAAUAAUCUGCGGAGCUUCUUGACUUAUCUUGAGUCCCGGCCGUCUAUAAACCUCGCUCAUCUCUCGUACACUACGACGGCCCGACGCAUGCACCACAAUCAUCGCGUCGCCGUCCAUGGCUCCACCCAGUCCAGUAUUAUGCAGGAGUUGGAUAAGUACCUGCCUGCUGUGGACACACAUCGACCCGUCCCUAACGUGCCGCCUUCCAUUGCGUUUGUGUUCUCAGGCCAGGGCAGCUUCUACACAGGCAUAGCUCGCCAGCUGUAUGAGCAUCAUCCGGGCUUCCGACUCCAGAUCACGCGCCUUCACGAUAUCUGUCUGAGCCAUGGUUUCCCUUCAUUCCGACGGGCCAUCACCGGAGAUCUCAGCGACAAUGGAUCCGAAGCAGAGCCUAUAAUCUCUCACCUGACAAUUGUCUGUGUGAGUAUUGCUCUGUGUCGGCUGUGGGAGACUUUGGGUGUCAAACCCUGCGUGGUUGCCGGGGCGAGCCUGGGUGAAUUUGCUGCGCUCUAUGCUGCUGGGGUUCUGUCUGCGAGCGAUGCGAUCUAUCUCGUGGGUCGCCGUGCCCUGCUCUUGCAAGAGCUGUGUACUCCCAAUACUCAUGCCAUGUUAGCGGUGCGCGCGACUGUGGAGCAGAUCCGCGAUGUGUUGGCUGGACAGCCUUAUGAAGUGGCUUGCAUAAACGGCUCCAGCGACAUAACCCUCAGCUGCUCGGUCGCUGAAAUCAUCAAUAUACAGCUAGCCAUCGAGCAACGUGGAUAUAAAUGUACUCAGCUCGAUGUCCCUUUUGCCUUCCAUUCAAUCCAGAUGGAUCCUCUCCUUGGGCCGUUUGAGCAGAUCUCCCGCGGUGUCACCUUCAAAGCCCCUAAUAUACCCGUGAUAUCCCCGUCACUCGGCGAUUGCGUUUUUGAUGGCAAGACCAUCAAUGCAUCCUAUAUGUGCAAUGUUACUCGCAAUCCGGUAAAGUUUGUCGAUGCUCUUGAAGCGGCCCGUGGCAUGGAUCUGAUAGAUGCAAAGACCGUCUGGGUGGAAAUCGGCCCGCAUGCGUCGUACAGCCGCUUUGUGGGCAGCGCGAUGCCGCCGGGGACCACGACUAUUGCAAGUUUGAACCGUAAUGAGAAUAAUUGGAGCACCUUUGCGCGCAGUAUGGCUCAAUUGCAUAACCUUGGGGUGGAUCUAAACUGGCAUGAGUGGCAUGCACCUUUCGAAAGCGAAUUGCGGCUCUUGGUAGAUCUUCCUGCAUACCAGUGGAACACGAAGAACUACUGGAUUCAGUACAAUGGAGAUUGGAUGCUACGGAAGGAUGGCAAAUCAUUAGCAUCAUCCGCAAAUCGUCCGCAUCAAUCGAUUCCACCUGCAUUGCGCACCUCACUUGUGCAUCGUCUCGUGCACGAAUCAGUUCAGGACAAUAGAGCAGAGGUCAUUGUCGAGUCCGACAUCCUACACCCAGACUUUUUCGAGGCGAUGAAUGGCCAUAGGAUGAAUGGAUGUGCAGUAGCUACCACGGCGAUCCAUGCAGACAUUGCUUUCACUUUGGCCAAGUACCUUUCCUCGAGCAUCAUGCCUAAUUCCACCAUCGCACCGGCCAUCAAUGUGAAGAAUAUGCAAGUGCAGCACGGCCUGGUCGCGCGAAAGGAUCGCUCCCGGCCCCAGCUCAUCCAGAUCCGCGGCAUAGCAGACGUCGCACGGGGCCUGGUCAGCUUGUCGUGGCACCUUGUAGACGAGCAAGGCCAUCGCGUUGAGGAGAGCUUCGCUACCGCGGUGGCGGAAUAUGGAAACCACGAAGCUUGGCUAGAGGAAUGGUCUCCCAUGGCACACUUGGUCGUCAGCCGGAUCGACGUUCUGCAGCGCCUCGCCGACGAGGGCACGGCCAACCGGUUGUCUCGGGACAUGGUGUACAUGCUCUUUAACAAUCUGGUGGAUUACGCGGAGAAGUAUCGCGGGAUGCAAAUGGUCGUUCUGCACGGCUUGGAAGCCAUGGCCAAUGUGACUCUCGCUGCCCCCGAGCAAUCGGGUGGUAAAUGGACCGUGGCACCACAUUAUAUCGACAGCGUGGCACAUCUCGCCGGCUUCAUCCUCAAUGGCGGAAAUGCUCUCGAUCCCCGGCGGGACUUUUAUGCCACCCCAGGCUGGAAAUCGAUGCGCUUCGCCCGCCCGCUGGUCCCUGGAGUGCGGUACCAGUCCUAUGUGAAGAUGAUGCCCAUUCGAGAACAGUCGGGCUUCUACGCCGGCGACGUUUAUAUCCUCCACGAAAACCAGAUCGUCGGCCUUGUUGGAGGUAUUACCUUCCGCACGUUCCCUCGGUCGCUGUUAAACACAUUCUUUAGCCCUCCUGAUACGACGACGAACGCUGUGAUUCAAGCAGGAAGCGUCCACCACCCAGCAUGUAGUGAAAAUGCGCUCCCGGUGGGCCCAGCACGUCAAGAAUCCGCAGUCCUCAGUGAGACACCAUCACGCCAAGCUCGUAGUUUAUCUCAAACAGUCAUGGAUAGCUCCGACAGUAGUCCUGUCACCACCUUCACUCCACCGACCCUCCGGUCCGUUGCUGCAAGCACGGAGAGUCCAAUUGUCCACCGGGCGAUGGCCUUGAUCGCGGCGGAAACAGCAAUUGAGCUGACUGAGCUGUCGGAUGAGACAGCUUUCUCCUCGAUUGGGGUUGAUUCCCUUCUGUCACUCGUGCUGGCGGAGAAGUUCACGGCUGAAUUUCGUCUGGAUUUUCGGAGCUCUUUGUUCCUCGAUUGUCCCACCAUUGGUGAUCUCAAAGCCUGGUUGAUUGAUUAUUGUUGA
Messenger RNA from Aspergillus fischeri NRRL 181, 5334 nucleotides. RefSeq names its product non-reducing polyketide synthase encA (gene encA). Gene Ontology annotation, molecular function: fatty acid synthase activity. NCBI's taxonomy places the organism in Eukaryota, Fungi, Ascomycota, Eurotiomycetes, Eurotiales, Aspergillaceae. Gene Ontology annotation, biological process: fatty acid biosynthetic process; secondary metabolite biosynthetic process. The record is from RefSeq and is a predicted model, not a curated record. The transcript has 4 exons. The coding region runs from base 1 to 5334 and encodes 1777 amino acids.